Molecule: messenger RNA, 2001 nt
Organism: Pararge aegeria (speckled wood butterfly)
Lineage: Eukaryota; Metazoa; Arthropoda; Insecta; Lepidoptera; Nymphalidae
Product: transmembrane protein 151B-like
Exons: 9
Coding region: 115-1845 (576 amino acids)
Source: RefSeq, a predicted model, not a curated record
CAGGAGCGUGCGAACAUUUUCUCCGACGAUGAUGAGGACCUGCGUCCACGCCAGCAGAGCCUGGGCGGGGUUUUGAGGCGCGAGGGCAACUGGAAGUGCUUUCUCCUGACCCUCAUGAUCGCGGGAUGUCUUGGCUCCGUAGUGUGGUGCAACACCGCCGAGAUCGACCGGGAACUCAUAGACCUUAACACGCUAUGGAGGAAAACUAGUCACGAAGUACUUGACAACCGACUGCGUGCGGAAUCUUGGUACCCCAUAAAGAGGACAGUUCGCGAGUCACCCUGCGACGUUGGCUACGCAUAUAUACCAAUCGCCUUUGUGCUACUCUUGUACUUAGUGUACCUGGUGGAAUGUUACCAUAGCACAGCAAGAAUCCAGCUCGCAAAGCGUGUGGACGUUGCGGCAGUCAGUGCGAGAGUCCAUUCUAUGAGGACUUCUACGCCAAGGGUCUGGUGGAAAGCGAUUUGCUACCAUUAUGUGAGGAGAAAACGACAAGUCACGAGAUACCGCAACGGAGACGCUUACACCACCACACAGGUCUACUACGAGAGGGUGAACACUCACAGUGCAAGCACAUCAUUUGCACACGCAUGCUGUGGACAACGUGAUGCAUCCAGAAACCUGGUUUUGGACUCAAAUACACCAAUCACUAAAGUACGCUUCAGCAAAGGAUUCGCUUUCGCAAAUAUCGAAGCAGCUAGUGAAUUUGAAGACCAAAGAUCAAGAUUUUUCGCAGAACAUGAGCGAUUCGAUGAUUUUAUGGAAAUGCGCGAAGGAUUAGAUUUAAUAGGAGUCAGCUCCUUUAAAGAAUACAUGGUAGCUUACAGGGAUACGGAUCGGUGUGCCUGGUACUCUUCCCAGUUACUCUUUUGGACGCUAUCCUGCCUUCUUCUUUCCUGGCCUCUUAGGAUUAUUAUAGAAUGUAAUACGGCUUAUGUACAUUAUACGAUAACAAAAAUUUUCGGUACAAACUACGAGUUAGAUCCUAGUCGGCAAUUAGAUUUAGAAACACAUUUGUCAGAUACAUUGCCACCAGUUCCUGCCACAAAUUACGCUUGGGCACUAGCCGAUGAACAAAGUGCUGUUCUGUGUUCCGCUGCAAGACCUCCACGUACCCUUCCACUGUCACAUGCAUCUACUGUAGAUAGUCUUGAAUUAUUCGCUGCUAUUCGAGGGAAUUGUGCCAUUGUACCGUCAUACUCAGAAGCUAUGCGUAUCGAUGCUGCGCUUAGAGAAGAUCCAGCUGAGAACACUUCCAAUGCUGGGGUUCUCAUAGACAUGGAACCAGAAGAGAGACCAAAUCGGCCAACGAUAAAAGCCGCUUCAUUUGAUGAACCAGCAAGAAGGCCCAGAAUAAGAAUCGCCAGUACUCAUUCAAGUCACAACAUUGCUGGUAGUGGUCGAUCUCAUGAAGCUAAACUACAGAAUAGAAGAUCAUGGGCCGGCGUUCUAACAACAGCUCGAAGUGCACGACAAAUUUUAGAAGAUUUAACGAAUAAUUCUACUUAUCAACCUAUACCUGAAACACAAGUAACAAGAAAUGGUGAAAAUACAAUAUAUUUCUCUAGAGAGCUUUCACCUACCUGUUCAAGAGAUCCAUUUGGUGGUCGAGCUCAAACGACGCCAACAGAUGAGCCACCAUCUUAUGAAGAGGCCUUAAAGUUACCUGCGUUAAAAAAGCUGACAAGGUCCAUUACCGGAACAGAUUUAGCGGGUCCUAGAAGAGCUUUUUUAAAAGAUGUCUUAUCUAAUAGAAGAUCUUGUUUAGAGGGUGUUGGUGUUUUAGCUGGAACUAAAGUUGUUAGAAUACCAUAUAGUGAGUCUGGUGAAGAAACUCCUCUAUAGCGCUCCUAUUUUCGAAGACUUUUAUGGUGCAAUAAAAUUGUAUUUAUAAUGGGUAUUUCUAGGCGAUGUAUAAUUUAAUAGAGGCCACAUAAAGUGAGAAUUUAAUGUUAUAAGGUAUUAGUUGUAAGCUUUGGAAUUGUUAUGCGCUAAAGAGCU